Messenger RNA from Cataglyphis hispanica, 1360 nucleotides. RefSeq names its product odorant receptor 13a-like. Gene Ontology annotation, biological process: sensory perception of smell; detection of chemical stimulus involved in sensory perception of smell. The transcript has 9 exons. Gene Ontology annotation, molecular function: odorant binding; olfactory receptor activity. Lineage: Eukaryota; Metazoa; Arthropoda; Insecta; Hymenoptera; Formicidae. Gene Ontology annotation, cellular component: plasma membrane. The record is from RefSeq and is a predicted model, not a curated record. Bases 25 to 1227 code for a protein of 400 amino acids.
UGUUGUCGCCUAAUAUUUCUGACGAUGACCACGCAAAGAAGCAUUUGGCAAACUCACUAUUAUGCAGUAGUCAGAAUGUAUAUGACAUUGGUGGGAAUAUGGCCAUAUAACACGAUUGGCACUAAGUGUUUGCAUUUCGUCACCAUGUUUACGUUCUCCUUCAGUAUCCUUAUACCCCAGGUGCUAUAUUUGCUAAAUGGUUCGAUCGACAUUGACGAUGUGUUCGAGUGCGUGCCGUCGAUGGUAAUCACUAUAUUAUUCAGCUCUAAAUUAGUGUUUAUGAUGAUAAACAAUAAAAAAAUAAAAGCCUGUUUUAAGAUGAUAGAGGAGGAUUGGUUAUCGCUGAACACGGAUAUCGAGAAGACAAUCUUGCGACAGUACACCGAAUACGGACAGUAUCUUACGAAAUUUUACGCGAUAAUUAUACUUGUUCCGGCAUUGUUCCACAUAAUCAGACCUUUCAUCAUCACAAUGCUACUGAAAAACGAUAUCGAAAACAUAAAAUCAUCGAUACCAGGAGCUUCGAAAUUACCUUAUCGCGUCGAAUACGGCGAGAAAUUGGAUCAGCAUUUUUAUUUGAUAAUGUUCCACUGUUGUCUAGCUAUAUUUGCUCACGUUACCGCCACGAUCGCGGUUGAUGGCUUUUAUUAUACUAUAAUCCAGCAUGCUUGCGGAAUGUUUUCGAUUAUCGGAAACAUGUUGGAAAACAUCGGCAAAAAUGAUGACGCUAAUUUUCAUUUAGAAGUAAAAAAAAUAAAAGACGAUAAUUAUAAUAUGGCACUGAACUGCCUGCGUAGGCAUCUUCGCGUAUUAGAAUUUGCUAAAUUGAUUGAGUCUAUAUUUACAAAUUUGUUUUUAUUAAGCGUAAAUAUGAAUAUUCUUGGUGGCAGUUUAUGCGGUAUACAGGUGAUAAUGAAUUUAAACAGCGCAGGCAAUAUUGCAACACCUUUAUCUGUCUAUUUUGCGCAACUCGCUCAUCUCUUUUUACAAUUCUGGCAGGGCCAAUUUCUAUUGAACUCCAGCGAUGUUCCAUACGAAUCUAUUUGCAGAGGAAGAUGGUAUUGUACUUCACAAAAAUGUAAGAAGAUUCUUCUUCUAAUUAUGUGCAGAACCAUGUCACCCUGCAAAAUAACUGCCGGCAAAAUCAUGACUUUAUCAAUCGAAACUUUUAGCGUGGUUCUGAAAACGUCAAUGUCUUAUUUUACGGUACUACGUUCCUUCCAGUGAUAAUGAUAUCAUUUCAAGAAAAGAAGUUAUAACUAAUAAAUUUAUUUAGUAAAUAAUAAAAUUGUACAUGAAAAUUCUCUUUGUCCUUUUUUGUCAUCGUUCUUCUGAAAAGGAAAAUCAGGCUGAUGAUGAA